CUCCCCUCCUUAGGUUGAUAGGUCCGGCUUGCUUGCGCGGCCGAAUUUGCACCUCAAAGCUUUGGAGUUUGUUUCCACCGCCUGGAGCUUAGCCUUCGUCCUUCUUCUGUCUUCGGGAAUCUCAGCCUUAGUCUUCGAGGAAAUUCGAGUGUAUCACCAUGAUGCUGAACGACAGCUUCGUCUCCCAGCCUCUCGCCUUCAGAGGGGGUAUGAUGGAGGAGGAACACAUGCUGGGAUGGAACAUCCCUCCAGAACACGCUGGUCUGGUACACCCUCACUGGAAGCAGUUUCUCGCCCCGGACCUCAGCUCCCACUUCAUGUUGGCGGCCAUCUACUCCAUGCUUAUGAUAAUGAAUACAUCGGGCAACUUCAUUGUGAUAUACCUCUUCUUCACCACGAAGAGUCUGCGGACGCCGUCCAACGUGUUUGUGGUGAACCUGGCCAUCUUCGACCUGUGUAUGAUGCUGGACAUGCCCAUGCUGAUCAUCAACUCGUUCUACCAGAGGCCUAUAGGCUGGGAGUUCGGUUGUGAUAUGUAUGGCUUGUUCGGCUCCAUCGCCGGCAUCGGCUCUGCUAUCAACAACGCCAUCAUUGCCUACGACAGAUACAGGACUAUAGCGUUCCCUCUGGACGGGCGGCUCACAUACAAGCAAACCCUGCUUCUGGUGCUCUUCGCUUGGGCCUACGCGCUCCCGUUCUCAAUCUCCCCUAUCAACAACUACUGGGGAAAAUACGUACCUGAGGGCUACCUGACGACUUGCUCGUUCGACUACCUUACUCAGGACGAGAACACUAGAGUGUUCGUGGGCUCAAUCUUCGUCUACUCCUACUGCAUCCCGAUGUUCCUCAUCAUCUUGUUCUACUCGCAGCUCAUCGGACAUGUGAGGCAGCACGAGAAGAUGCUGAAGGAGCAGGCCAAGAAGAUGAACGUCAAGUCACUAUCCAGCAACCAAGACGCUGCUCAGAAGAGCGUCGAGAUUAGGAUUGCAAAGGUUGCUUUGACGAUCUUCUUCCUGUUUGUCUGUUCCUGGACUCCGUACGCUCUCGUAGCUUUGACAGGGACCUUUGGUGACAGGUCUAUCUUGACGCCGAUGGUGGGAAUGAUCCCUGCUGUCUUUGCUAAGGUAGUUUCGUGCGUUGACCCAUGGGUGUACGCUAUCAACCACCCAAGAUUCAGGGCGCAGCUCGCUAAGAAGUUUCCAAUGCUUGGGGGAAGUGACGACAUGGUAUCCGACACUGUGUCGGUGGCCACAGAGAAGACUCAAGCUUCCGACAGCGCUCCAAAUGCUUAAACUAAUGAAGACACUGGCCUGACAUUGGACUUGACUAAGGAUUCAAUACAUUAGACUGUCAGUGACAUCAGUGAAUCAUUGCUACACCUGUACAAAUGACUUUUUGUACAAGAUUUUAGUCAGUUUCGGGAUAUUGACAUUACUUUCCCUUCACUAAUGUCACUGAAAGCCUAAACGUUACUUUUUUAGCUUCACCUUGUAUAGCCCUUAUUGUUUUGUUUUUAUGUUUCAUUCAUUUGCAAACACAAUUUGCGAUGUAAAAUUGAGAUGCCUAAAAGUUUCUCUGUGUGACUUUUUUUCUAUGUUUCAUUUAUAAAAUACAAUACCUGAAGCAAGUUGACUAA
Messenger RNA from Macrosteles quadrilineatus (aster leafhopper), 1636 nucleotides. Its product is annotated as opsin-3-like. The coding region runs from base 159 to 1292 and encodes 377 amino acids. Gene Ontology annotation, molecular function: G protein-coupled receptor activity. Gene Ontology annotation, biological process: G protein-coupled receptor signaling pathway; visual perception. The transcript has 9 exons. The record is from RefSeq and is a predicted model, not a curated record. Gene Ontology annotation, cellular component: membrane. NCBI's taxonomy places the organism in Eukaryota, Metazoa, Arthropoda, Insecta, Hemiptera, Cicadellidae.